CUCUUCUCCCUAACCCUCAAGCACCUCAUAAGCCACACCAGCCUACGCACAGCGACCUUCUGUCGCGCACUGCGCGCGUGGCGGCGCGCCCGCGGCUCGUGCUCCGCCUUAGGAGCGGCGGCGGCGCGGGUUCAGUGCCUGCUGUGGGCAGCUGUGACGAAUACCAGUAAGAUGGACGUGGCUCAGACGACAAUCGACAACCGACUCAAGCACAUCCUAGGCCUACAACCAUCUAACGACACACAAGAGCACAAAUCCGACAAAACCCAACCUGUCUUCUUAACGCCACGCCACGAGAACCUAGAAACCAUGCUAGAAAACGUUGUGUUCAAGAAAACGCAGACCAGCCCGUCUCUGCCUUGCGUUUCGGUUCUGGCUUAUAAAAUGCCAGAGUUCUUCAAACAUAUGGACUGUGAAUGCUUUGGUUGCCAGCCUGAAGUAUUCAUUCUAGCCUGUCUUACUUCUGGGUUGGAAGCGUCCAUGUAUUUUAGAGCGAAAGAGUGGGAUAUAGCGAGGAAUUACUUCGAAGGCACUAUCAAAAGUUUUGGGUAUGCUGAAGCGAAAAUUAGGCAGUAUUUUAAAGUCGCUAGAAGUAAAUUUGAAGGGUAUGUAGUUGAUUUAGUUGAAUGUAUUGUGAGGCAAGAGUUUAGGGAUGUGCAAAUUGAGGUAUUAAUAGAAGCAGCCUUCUUUGAACUGGCUCAGAAAGAGUACGAGAAAGCGGACGAUUUGAUCGUUAGAAUACACGAAAUAAUGCAAGACAUGACUCAUAUAAAUGUCUAUCUAAAAAACGAAGUGAUGAAUUUGAUGACGACUUCAGCUCAGAUCAGAAAAAUCGUCAAGAAACCUUCUGAUACCGGACUUGAGAGUGAAAUGGAGAAUUUGAAACUGACUCCUACAGACGAAGAACCUAAAACGCCUUUGAACAAGCCCAAACUACCCCCCAAAAUGACUAAAGUGAUUGUUAAGAACGAAGAACUACCAAACGUCAAAAGAAAAGUUAUAAAACUCAAUUUAGACGACGCAUCAGACGAGCCAGAAGUCCCAAAACCUACAAGAAAGAGACCAGAGUUCAAAAUACCUGUUCCAGUGACAACUAAACCUGUUCUUGAAAAUAUCACGCCGCGUACUCGGUCCAGACCCGAAAUACUAGUGACAAAACCCACAGACGAUACAAAAGAGACCCCAAAACUUGAUAGAAGUGAAUUUUUCACUCCAAACUCGACGCCUGCAGAGCAAUUUUUCACUCCUAUGACGUCCCUACGAACCUAUUCUAAAAAAUCAUUGAGGAACAAUAUAGUGAAAAAUCUAGAAGCUGAGUUCUCCACGCCGAAAGCUGAUAAGGGAAAUUCGACCUUAAAAACUGAUGGGGAGAGGUCAGAAAUCCCUAAAGCUACAAGGACGACAAGGGCGAAAAUUGAAAGGGACAAAAAGACUUUGAAAAGGGCUACUAGUCCAGGUAAAUUGACUAAAGAUGUUAAGCCUACUAGGUCGAGGCUUAGGAAUCCAACUAAUUUUAAUGUUCAUGAAGAUUGAUUUAUUAUUAGGUAUAGAUCGUUUCAUCCACUCGGACGCGCCUUGCCAAUGUUAGGUCCCGGUCGCGCGGGGUGCGGGGAGUGUGGUCCGAGCAAUCCGUAAGGCAUUACUGUAGUGUGCGUGUGCACUCAUGGAGCAUUAGCGUGUACCGAUAACACUCAAACAUUCGCGGUAGAAUGGUGGGGCGCGUCUGAGUGGAUGAAACGAUUUAUAGUCUUCAAUAGGUAUUAAAAUUUACUACCGACGGUAUGUCUAACGUAGCAGUUGUUUUGUAAAAGACACUUAUUUUUUGCGUAAUAAGAUGAUUUUAAGUCAAUGAGUUACGUCCGAUCUGCUGCUAUACAGGAUGGAUCGAUAAGUGAUCUCACUCGAUUAUUAAACUGUACAAGAUAUCGAAAAACUGGUUACUGAGUUUAUUAUAAGUUAAAUUAAAAAAUUUAACACUUCUAAUAUUAAUCGAAGUAGCAUCCUUCAUGCACUAACUAAGCUGGAAACAGAAUUUUUGGAUAGAUCCAGUUUAUUCUGUAACCUAUUAUUGAUACCGUUUGAUCGAGCUCGUGAAGCACUUUCAGGAUCAGUAACUAGUUUUUCCAUUUCUUUUAUAGUUUAGAGAUAAUCGAGUGAGAUCACUUAACGUUUCUACCCUGUAUUAUGUCAAUUUUUUCAGUUGCCUUCGAGUUUUGUACUGAAGACGAAGUUUAAAAUUAAUUAUAAUUAUUUUUAAUAACUUGGUGCAAAUAAAAAGACUUUGUAGUGUAAUAAUGAGAUUUUAAACAAUGCAUUUUGUAUUUUUGUAACGACCAUUAUAAUCUGGAAUUGUAACAUUAGUUAUUAAUAGAAUAAAUUGUUUAAAUAAA
This is a messenger RNA of Ostrinia nubilalis (European corn borer), 2390 nucleotides long. RefSeq lists its product as uncharacterized. NCBI's taxonomy places the organism in Eukaryota, Metazoa, Arthropoda, Insecta, Lepidoptera, Crambidae. The coding region runs from base 172 to 1533 and encodes 453 amino acids. The transcript is spliced from 2 exons. The record is from RefSeq and is a predicted model, not a curated record.